Molecule: messenger RNA, 1227 nt
Organism: Acanthoscelides obtectus
Lineage: Eukaryota; Metazoa; Arthropoda; Insecta; Coleoptera; Chrysomelidae
Source: the annotation of a GenBank genome assembly
GAAGAGCAGAAAACUACGAAAAUCAAGAAGGCCAUGAAGGCGUCCUACAAUAACGACUGACGAUACGGCCCUAAUGCCAGCCAUACACGUAACGAUAUACUUGCGCAAACUUAGACUUGCACAAGUAUAGUGUAGCGUGUGUUGGAAGAUUUUUGCGCAAGUAUCUAGACUUGUACAAGUCGCAAGAACGUUGCAAUUUUCGAUUCCAAGACUUGUGCAAGUUUACGUUUGCGCAAGUUUACUUGAACGUGCGUGGCAACGAGCGUUCGCAGUUAGCGAUGUCCUGCUGCUUGGUUGUACACACGCGUUGCGUUGUUCAGCACCAAAAUGAGUGAGACACGUGGAGUUCGAGAAAAUUUGGAAGAAUUUAUAAAUGUGUACCGAAAUGAAUCAUGCCUCUGGCAAAUAAAGAACAAACAUUACCAUAAUAGAGAUAAAAAAACCGCCGCUUAUAACAAAUAGUAGAACUGUAUAAGAAAAUAGAACCAAGCGCCAACCGAGAUAUGAUAGUUAAAAAAAUUAAUGACUUACGCACCAACUACCGUAAAGAAAAGAAGAAGAUAGAAGAGUCUAGCCGAUCUGGAGCAGGCACCAAUAACGUUUAUGUGCCAACAUUAUGGUAUUAUGAUUUACUGAAAUUUCUCGAUGACGACCAAGGAACGCUAAGAUCUUCUCGUUCCAACAUCGUCGAAGAUGAUAGUUCUGAAGAAACCAUACAAGCUUCAAUGAACAGCGAUGUUUUGCCAUCACAAGAUAGAGAUGAUAAUUCUCCGGAAACAGCUAGUACGUCUACACAAAUAUCAAGUCGCCCUAGGCCACCCAAAAGAAAAAGUAACAGUAAUCCUCAUUCAUUAGAUUCACCAGAUUUAUCUACCGACGUAUUGCAAGUCGUAAAAGAGCAUUUCAAGCGUCCUUUGUUGAGCGAAGACCGAUUUGAUAUUUUUGGCGAAAAUGUUGCAAUGAAACUGCGCGAUCUGCCAAUACAGCAAAGGCUGAUUGAUGAAAUAUUAUAAACGACUCAUCAUUUCAAGCAGAAAUGGGCAACUUGAGACUGCCACAUGGAGAGUUCAAUGUACGUGAGUUCUAUCGCACAACUCCCAGUCCUCCAACAUAUCAGCCACAACAGUUUAUUCGUGCAACUCCAACUCCCAGUCAUUCAGCACACCGGCCACAACAGUUCAUUCGUGAAAUCCCAACUCCAAGUCCACCAAUACACCACUCACAACA